This is a messenger RNA of Suricata suricatta (meerkat), 570 nucleotides long. RefSeq names its product ring finger protein 225 (gene RNF225). NCBI's taxonomy places the organism in Eukaryota, Metazoa, Chordata, Mammalia, Carnivora, Herpestidae. The transcript is spliced from 2 exons. The coding region runs from base 1 to 570 and encodes 189 amino acids. Gene Ontology annotation, molecular function: ubiquitin protein ligase activity. The record is from RefSeq and is a predicted model, not a curated record. Gene Ontology annotation, biological process: protein ubiquitination.
AUGCCCUGCCCUCGGCCACCCUGGCUCCGCCGCUCCCGAGCCCCUCAAGGCUCAGGCCCUUGCUCCCCGGUCUCACUGUCUGCGCCCCGCUCCCUGGGCAGGGGGGAGGGUGAAGACGACGGCGGCGAGGAGGAGGAGGAAGGGGACGGGAGCCGGGGCUCAAGCCCCAUCCUGUCCCCCGCGUCUCCCGUGGAGUGCCUCAUUUGUGUGUCCCCCUUCGACGGCGUAUUCAAGCUGCCCAAGCGCCUGGACUGCGGCCACGUCUUCUGUCUCGAGUGCCUGGCUCGCCUGUCCCUCGCCACGGCGGGCGGCGGCGACGCGGUGGCCUGCCCCGUGUGCCGUGCGCCCACGAGCCCCGCCUGGACGCCGCGCCCCACGGGCCCCGCCCUGGGCGCCGCCCUGCCGGGGGCUGCAGAGGACGCGCCGGAGAGAGGAGGAGUGGGCUCCGAGGCCACAGUGGAGGCCGAGGGGACGCUGGACACGGACCCGAACCGCAUGUGGCGGGCAGGGGCUGGUCCCGGUCGGGCCCGACGGGGACGGGGCGCGAGGAGGGUGUGGGGGCCUCAGUAA